Molecule: messenger RNA, 2934 nt
Organism: Lytechinus variegatus (green sea urchin)
Lineage: Eukaryota; Metazoa; Echinodermata; Echinoidea; Temnopleuroida; Toxopneustidae
Exons: 7
Coding region: 388-1125 (245 amino acids)
Source: RefSeq, a predicted model, not a curated record
CUAUCGAACUGACACCACCAACUUUUAACCAUAGAAAUCCACAGCAGCUACAGCCAAAAUCAAAUAAGCAGUCUAAUAUCGCCUUAAUACUAGACAGAAGAUAAGGAGACAAACAAGCCUUUUAAAUCACGAGUCAAACUCCUGCCCUGCGUUGUUUUGUUGUAAUUAUUAUUAAAUUGACUGACUUAUUUUCAGGCAGUUCAGCAAGUUCAGCUAGGUGGCUCCUUCACAGUGAACGGACUGACCGCAUCUGCCCCCGCCAGCGGCCAGGCCAGGAAAGGCGGCCCAAAAUCACGUCUCCGACGUCUUGACAGAGAGAGGCCUAGCGAGACUUGACUUAAAGUUGAGUUGAGAUUUGUCUCUUGACUUGAGUUGCUAUAUUGUGGAAUGGCUAUCCUCACACGUUGUUGCUGUUUUACUCUUCGCAAUGGCUCUAUCGCUGCAGCUAUUUAUUCCUUGAUUCAAUCAGCAUUAGCUCUUGGAAUAUCAUCAUUUAAGAUUCACAUGUAUGUAAUACACCAUGUUAUACAAGAAAUGCCAGAUAAAGACCGUGCCCUGUUCAUUGCUACAUGUGUUGAUGUUGGAUUCUUCUCACUUCUCUUCUUCUUCUCCAUCAUUUUACUCUAUGGAAUCAAGAAUAACAAACGAUUCCUGUUCCUGCCGUACAUUGUGUGUAUGACAGUGCUGAUUAUCUUAAUGUGUGUGAUAAUCCUACUGCUAGUUGUGGUUAUUGUAACCUCAAUGGAGUCGGAAGUAUUGGGACUUCUCAUCGUCUCAUUCUUUACUGGACUGAAUCUUUACUGUGUGUUGUGUGUAACAUCACUGUAUCGGGAAUUCAAGGAGGGUCGGUAUGGAAUGAGAGCUAUAUACCGGGCCCAGGGAGGCAGACUUUCUAACUCUGAGAACCCGAUUGAGAAAGUGGAGGACAUCAAUAACUUUGAGAAUGCCAACUUCAUUCCUCAGUACCCUGGUCCACCUGCCCCUAGUGAUACCAGUGUCACCCCUCCACCACCCGUACCUGAUCCAGUACCCUACUCUGCUCCCAUGAUGGGAGCACCUCCUCCUUAUCAACCUCCUGCAUACCCUGCUGAGAACUACCCAAAGACAGAUGUCCAGACUGCUUGACCGCUCGUCCUGGGUGAAACUACACGAUGACGUUGCAGGUUUAUAGAAGAUGAUUAUUGUGCUUUGCAGCAGAAGAAAGAUGUUCUACUGUUAUUAUGCACCUGCUUGUGAAUGUUGUUACAUCUUGCCAAUUUGUAUUGACUUUUGUAUUUUUUUGGGGGGGGCUCACUAAUCCUUUACUUUACAUAGACAACAAGGAAGAUAAUGUUAUUCAAAGUUUGAUGUGUGGCAGGCAAAGUUUUGAGAAAUAAGUGGCUAUAACAAACGACGUAGAUGAUUCUUCCUUCAACCACCAGCCUUCUCGAUCAACAGGGUUAUCAUUGCAAACUUGCAGAAUUAUGACAUGCAAGUGAAACAUUGUCAGUGAGAUACUGCCAUUUAACCUCUUGAAUCAGUUGUCUUUGUAGAGCUAUUUCUAAUGUUUAAAAAAAUAUCUGUUUAUGGGUCAUGUGAUCAAAAUAAUUUUUAGUUAUGUCAUGUAACUAAGUCAUGCCAAUAUAUCAACUCAUAAUAUGGUUUCAUGAUGGGAUACCUGUACAAGAAUAAAGAAUGUAAUGUUGAUCAAUUAUAUUUUUACAAGAUAAAAGGAGAAAUUAUUAUGCUUAUAUUUGAUAGUAUUCUGCAUGUGUAUAUAUUGCCUGUUUGUGACCAACUCUAAAAAUGUAUGCCUUUGCACAUAAUGAUGUGUACUGAUAGUAGAUCAUGUGAUUAAUCCAAGGUUUAUGUGUUAUUCACUUUGUUUUGCCUCUGCCAUCACUUUUUUAUUGCAAUGAUCUUGAAUGCUUUGUUGUAGUGUAAGUAUUAUAAGAAACCUUACAUGCCUUAAACUUGAAAUUACAUUGUAUACCACCAAUCAAAAUCACAUUCCUAGAGUUAGAAGUUAUUGGCAUAGUGUGGCAACUGAUACGUGUUCUUUGCUGUUCCAUUGCUCUGUUCUCAUUUUAUACAUAAGACUGUCUUUUGAAGUUUAUGAGCUGUUUGUGUACAAGUUUAAUCCCUUGAUGAUUGUAACAUGGUGGUCCCUGUUUAAAGAUAGUGGGGAUAAUUGAAUGGCAGUCAAUUUGUCAUGAAGUAUUUUUUUACUCAACCAUUUCUUGCUCAGAAAAUGUAAUAUGUACUGUUUAUAUUCUGUACUGUUAAUAUAUAUAAAGACAUAUACACCAGAAAUAUUAAUAUAAGUGCAAUAUAAAGUUUAUAUAUUUUUGUCUCGCCUGCAUAGCAGAGCUUAUCCUACGGGGGCUGCGAAGAAGAUGACGGCGGCGUCAACAUUGAAAUCUUAACCAAGGUUAAGUUUUUGAAAUGUCAUCAUAGCUUAAAAAGUGUAUCGACCUAGUUCAUAAAGCUUGGACAUAAGGGUAAUAAAGUAUUACUGAACAUGUUGCCUGAGUUUCAGGCCACUUGACUAAGGUCAGAGGUCCCUUAAGGUCAUUGAAAUUUGGCCAUGUUGGGGGUAUAUUUUGAAUUGGUAUCAUAACUUCAUUCAAUUCAAUUAAAAAAUUGUCUUUAUUGAUAGGCAAACAUGUUAACAAUUACACAUGAAAAAACAGUAGAAGCUGGAAAAAUCAUGUUUACAAGUUGGUGUUGGCACAAUUAAAUACAUAGUAAGAUGCAUUAAGAAAGGCUAUACAUUUUAAAGUUAAUACAAAUUAGAUAAAGCAUAAAAGGAAUGAAUGAAUGUAUGUAAUAUGAUAAUGGCAGACUUGAAGGAGAGGAGACCGACACUUAUUUAAAUAACCAAAAUAAUUGUAUUGUGGGUUGGGGGUGACCAUUGUACAUUGCCUUUCCUAGUUGUUACACUGAUCUUUUGUU